AUGGCAGAAGAUGUAGGACUUCUCUAUGCUGGUACCAGGAUGAGUAGGCAGAAGUCGUAUGCUGACAAGAGGCGGAAGCCUCUGGAGUUUGCCGAAGGGGAGCAUGUGUUUCUGAAGGUGACUCCGACUACUGGUGUGGGUAGAGUACUGAAAGCAAGGAAGUUGACACCAAGAUUCCUGAGAAAGUACGUCCAUGACCCGAGUCAUGUGAUGGAGUUAGAUGAUGUGCAGGUGAAGGAGAACCUGACUUUUGAGAAGUUGUCGGUAGCUGUAAUUGAUCGUAAGCUGAAGGAAUUGAGGGGCAAGUCUAUUGCUCUGGUGAAAGUAUUGUGGGAUGCAGCUACUAGUGAGGCUACUUGGGAGGUGGAGCAGUAA
This is a messenger RNA of Cajanus cajan (pigeon pea), 375 nucleotides long. Lineage: Eukaryota; Viridiplantae; Streptophyta; Magnoliopsida; Fabales; Fabaceae. The record is from RefSeq and is a predicted model, not a curated record.